Messenger RNA from Ipomoea nil (Japanese morning glory), 543 nucleotides. RefSeq names its product pathogenesis-related protein PR-4-like. The record is from RefSeq and is a predicted model, not a curated record. The transcript is spliced from 2 exons. Lineage: Eukaryota; Viridiplantae; Streptophyta; Magnoliopsida; Solanales; Convolvulaceae. Bases 28 to 456 code for a protein of 142 amino acids. Gene Ontology annotation, molecular function: RNA nuclease activity. Gene Ontology annotation, biological process: defense response to bacterium; defense response to fungus.
AUUAAGGCAAUUAAAGCACAUACAAAAAUGGGGAGAGUUGCUAAUGCUUAUUUGCUUGUGGUGGUGGCGAUGGUGGCCGGCGCCGCCGCGCAGAGCGCCACCAACGUGAGGGCGACGUAUAAUAAUUACAACCCUCAGAAUAUCAAUUGGGAUUAUAAUACCGCAAGCGUCUACUGUGCCACCUGGGAUGCCGACAAGCCACUUGAAUGGCGGCAAAUGUAUGGAUGGACUGCCUUCUGUGGUCCUGUUGGUCCAACAGGCUACGAUUCUUGUGGCAGAUGUUUGGAGGUUAUUAAUACCGCCACCUAUGAUCAAGUAACGGUGAGGAUUGUUGAUCAGUGUUCAAAUGGAGGGUUGGAUUUGGACGUCAAUGUAUUUAAUCAAUUGGACACGAAUGGACAGGGCGUUGCUCAGGGCUACCUCACAGUCAACUACAAUUUCGUUGAUUGUUAUUAAUUAUUAGAAGUUAAUUAAUUGCAAUGAAUUAUUUAUUUUUAAUAUCUUGAAAGUUAUGAAACUUAUGAUAUAAUAAAGCUUCUUGAG